Schistocerca cancellata (South American locust) is the source of this 3694-nucleotide messenger RNA. RefSeq names its product protein abrupt-like. Lineage: Eukaryota; Metazoa; Arthropoda; Insecta; Orthoptera; Acrididae. Gene Ontology annotation, molecular function: protein binding; DNA binding. Gene Ontology annotation, cellular component: nucleus. The record is from RefSeq and is a predicted model, not a curated record. Gene Ontology annotation, biological process: regulation of transcription by RNA polymerase II. The coding region runs from base 356 to 1636 and encodes 426 amino acids. The transcript has 11 exons.
AAAACCAAUAUUUUUAUGAUUUAUAUAUGCACUGUAGUAUAGAAAAGUUGGUACUCGACCUCUAUUUUGUCUUACCCUUCACGCGACGAGGGAAAUGAUUUAAUUUGUUCCACUUUCAUACAAGAAAUCGAACGUUCAAUAACAUCAAGAGUGCUAGUAAAGGGAACUAGCCAAAUAUCCUCUCAUUUGGGCCAAGUGAAUGGCAGCAAAGGUCCUGAAGGAUGCAUAAAUUAUAUGGUAACAUCAUUGCACCACAAAUUGAAAUAUUUGCAGGCUACAUGGAUUGAUGGGAUCAGAUUAUCUUUUCUAACAAAGGAUAGUAAUUUAUUUCAUAAAUUAGGUUUGAAGUUCAACAAUGGCAGAUGAGCAGCAAUUCUGUCUACGCUGGAAUAACUUCCAGAUGAACAUAACAUCCCAGUUUGAGGCAUUACGUGAUGAAGAAGACUUUGUGGAUGUGACAUUGGCUUGUGAGGGGCAGCGUCUAAAAGCGCAUAAAGUUGUAUUAUCAGCUUGUAGUCCUUACUUCAAGGAACUUUUCAAGAGUAAUCCUUGCAAACAUCCUAUACUGUUCAUGCGUGAUGUGGAAUUCAGACAUUUGAAGUCUCUGGUAGAGUUCAUGUAUGCUGGAGAGGUCAAUGUUGCACAGGCACAGUUAUCAGCGUUCCUUAGAACUGCAGAAUCACUACAAAUACGUGGACUCACAGAAGCACCACAGAGGCAUUCAAGGUUUGAUGGAGCAACAUCAGAUACUGGACACAGCCGGCGUGGUACACGCAGUGGCAUUCCGACGUCACCUAUAGCAGGAGCUCCAGAAGAAGAUGAUAUCCUGAGCCUAAGCCCUCCUGCCUCCCCAUCUCCUCCUGCCAAACGCCCAUGUACAGCACCAGAUCCAGCAAAUAUCAAGAGAGAAGCUCCAGAUAUUGUUGAGCCAAAACUGGAAGUCCCUGACUAUAGCAGUGAUGGAGAAAGCAGAACAGAAAGUGGAAAUGGAGCUCAUUAUGGUGGAAUAGAAAAUCCUCUUGAUGCGAAAUCAGCAUAUGCAACUGGAGGACUACAAGGUGGAAUGGAGAUGAUUCCUGGAACAUCCGCUGCACACAAUUUCCUCUCAGACGUGUCAACACUGCCACAGGAGCCAGCUUCACAAGGAAACCGUGUGGGCUGGUGUCCACCAACACUGCUGCGGCAUGCCAUGUCUUCCUGGUCCAGGGACCACUCUGCCCGAUACUUUGGAACUCCUCCUAAUUUUGUUGGCGAUGAACAAGACUCAAAAGAGAUGGUGCCUUUGGCUGCUGGUGUCCUGGUACCUGCUUCUCUGCUGCAACGAGUUAAUCGAGCUGACUAUCGGAAACUCACCCGUGGUCUUGCAUCAGCUCUUUUCUCACCCCUUGAACUAGGAUCAAGUUCAGUGACUGGUCAGCGGUGGACUCGAGCAGGUUAUUGCUCAGGCCGACCAACGAAACCUGCUCUGGAUCGGCGUCGUGUGGAAGCCAUUCUCGCAUAUGUUGGUACACAUUUUCCCACCAUCGAGCGCAGCAAAGUGAAGCAGGUACUGGCAUACAAGUGUAAAGAAAGUGCUGCUGCGCUGAGGGUACGUGGAUCUAAACUCCUUGGACUCAAUGAACUUCAAGACCAGUAGCAUCUGUCUGCACUCAAACCUGGAUACUCUGAUAACAUUUAUAGUCUAUAAACAAUAGCAUGCCUUUGUAACAGCUGUCAUUAAUCACAACUGUACGAGGUGUUUUGUUCUGAGAUUCUGUAAAAUAUGAUACUUGAACUUGGUUCAUUUGCACCUAUUUUAAGUUGUUAACAUUGUUUUAUAUUAGACUAUUUGAGCAGUUACACUGCAUUUAUCAUUUUUUAUUCUGUCUAGUUUAUGUUUAAUUAUCUCUCUAGCUAUUUGGCCAUGUCUGUUUUCAACAUGCAUUAUGUCACUGUGGAUGUACCAGGCACAUCCCAGUCUGUAUUAUGUGACAAAUUUAAUAUUAUUUGCCUCCUGAGACUGGAGAGAACAGGUUUUUAAUAUAGAUAUGUAAUGUGCAUUAAUGUAGCAACAAUUAUGAACAUCAGAAAGAUCUCAAUGUUGCUACACUGGAAAUGAGUUUUGUGGCUCAAAUUAAAUAAUGAUAGUAAUAAUAAUAAUAAUAAUAAUAAUAAUAAUAUGAAAUGUGCCUUACUGAACUGUCUUUUCCCUGAGUAGCAGGGCUCAAGUUGAUUAAAACAUUCCAUCAUGUUUUUAUAUCUGAAUAAUACUGGUAGCUAUCAUAUGAUCAUAAAUUGAGGUAUGAUGAAAUGUUUUUGCUCUGUAGUUAGAACUUUUUGUUAACUUCUGAUACAUUUCUACUUUUUUAAUGGGAAAAAGUUGGAAAACUCUAUGUUUUAGUGUGUAGGCACUAUUUAGCGUGUCCUGUUGUAUUUGGAUCCAUCAUUGUAGCGACAGUAUGUUAGUAGGUGAUAGUAGUACUUAAUCUGGAGCAGUUCAUUUCUGAAUGAAAAUAACCAGUUCAGCUGCUACAUGAUGCCAGUAUAAAGGAAGUAAUUUUAAGUUUUCAGAUGUCUGCAUGCUGAUUCUUUUAUUGUUAAAAAUAAAAAACACAGUGCAUUGAUAAAAUAAAAGAGAAUGCUUAUUUGAAUUGCCAUUGGCUUAUCUUCCUAAGUUUUUGGGAGAUGCCUAUUCAGAUAAGGCACCAUACAUAUUUCAUUGGAAGUGUUUCAUGUUGGUCAUUUACUUCCUGUGUGUUCUUUGCGUUCCAUUUGUAUGUAUCAGACUGAGUGAAACGUUAUAAAGGUUCCUGAGUUGUGUAGUUGCUAUUGUUUGUAUACAUAUAGGAUUGUCACACUUCAUUUGUGAGUACUAUGUUGACUGGGAAGAAGUUAGUUGACAACAUAAACCUCAAGAUAGUACUGACUGAUCAGUAAUUUUCUGCAUUUGUUUCUACUUGGGAACACUUCCAUUAUUUUAAUGUUUUAAGAUACCAAUUUUAUUGAUUAAUGUUAGAUUUCAACAUUCCUCUUUUACUGGCAGAAGUUCAGAUGUGCAUGUUUUAUAUUGGUGUGGUUUAACACUGUCAUUGUGGAGUAUUUAUAUCAAAUAGUAGCAAUGCCAACUCUUCUCUAUAAGAAUUAAAUCUGAAUAUGAAAGACAACUGUUAAAAGUCAGCUUGAGGUCAGACAGUUGUAGUUACUGGGAGAUAUUAAAGACCAUAGAUAUGGACUGUAUCCAUGAAUAAAGAGAGCUCAAGCAACAGGCUGGGGUAAAGUCGUUGGCAUGAUGAGGAAUGUGAGUAUGACUUGAGGAAAAAUGACGGUAGCGAUGACAAAUCUAGAGCAGUAGAAUGCUUGCAGUAGUAGGCAUGAUGGUUCAUGUAGUUUUAACUUGAGAAAAAGAAUGACAGUAGCAGUGACAAAUCCAGAGCUGUAGAAUGCUUGCAGAGUCUUCAAGCCUUCAUAAAACUCACUCUUCAGGCUCACUCAGACUAGACUGCAAUUCAUGAGUACAAUGAACCUAUGCACAAUGUGGCCAUACAGCUCUGUGAUUUGUUAGUCCUAGUAUUCUGUUAGGCAAGAAAAUGAAUCUAUGUAUAUCGUAUAAUCACUGUGAAGGGAAAGAUAAACCAGAAGUUUGAAGAAUAUAAAUGCAGGUGUUCUUUGCCACUUAUCCAUAAUUCCACCACACAUAAUUAUUCCACUCUCUCUC